GGAGGUCCCGUGUGUUGCUGCUUGCCCUCAAAUAAACUGAAAUAAAGGCUCCUCUUCAGCGCUUUUACUGUCAGUGCGCCGUCUUUUUACACCACCGUCCCUCUCUGGACUUGAAUUUUCAUCUGUUUAUUUUCAUAUUAUUUAUUAUUUUUCCAGCCUGACGUCCCCUGCGGUGUGUUAUAUUUCCAGGAGAGAAAGGUUUCCAGGGAUGGAUUCGAUGCCCGGACAGCUUCGAGACGCGGGACGAGAGGCCAGCUCUUCCCCGAGUUUGAAGCAGGACGCACAGAGCUUUUCCGGCCCCGGCUCCCUCAAACCAAACCAAGUGAGUGAGACAUCCCUGUACGGGGUGCCGAUUGUGUCUCUGGUCAUAGACGGCAAGGAGAGACUCUGUCUGGCGCAGAUUUCUAAUACCCUGCUGAAAAACUACAGCUACAACGAGAUACACAACCGCCGGGUAGCUCUGGGCAUCACCUGUGUGCAGUGCACACCAGUGCAACUGGAGCUCCUGCGGCGAGCCGGGGCCAUGCCCAUUUCCUCCAGGCGCUGCGGCAUGAUCACCAAAAGGGAGGCCGAGAGGCUCUGCAAGUCCUUCCUGGGAGCGCACAGCCCUCCAAAGCUACCAGAAAAUUUUGCAUUUGAUGUGUGUCAUGAAUGCGCCUGGGGCUGCAGAGGCAGCUUUAUACCCGCCAGAUACAACAGCUCCAGAGCAAAGUGCAUCAAGUGCAGCUUUUGCAACAUGUAUUUCUCUCCAAAUAAAUUUAUUUUCCAUUCCCAUCGCACCCCAGAAUCCAAGUAUCUGCAGCCGGACGCGGCCAAUUUCAAUUCAUGGAGACGCCACUUGAAAUUGACGGAAAAAAAAACAAAUGACGACGUUUGCCAUGCAUGGGAGGAUGUAAAGGCCAUGUUCAACGGGGGGAGCAGAAAGAGGACUCUGCCCAUGAGCAGCUCCGGAAUGUCCUCGCCGAUGAAACCACAGGCCUCGUCCAGCCUGGUUCAAACCAGCUCCCCUGAGAUUCCUCACAAAACUUUACGGUGCGACGAGGAUCAAGGAAAUAAUAACCUAAGUUUGGCGAGGGGCGAGCGGAGUUACCCGGUCAUCCCGGUGCCCAGCAAGAGCUUUAGCAUGCUUCAGAAAAUCCCCCCACCUCUGUUCCCUCACCAUCCCUAUGGCUUCCCCAGUUACGGGCUAUGUCAGAAAAAGAGCGACGGGGUGCCCGAUGCGAACAAAAACACCGUCCCUGGUGUGUUUUGGCCUGGCACAAAGGACUCGAUCUAUCCUGCUUUCCCCAUGUUUUGGCCUACAGCUGGCGGCCUUCCAAUGCCGCCCUACCCGGGGUCUCCACCCAAACCUCCUCCAGAACUGCUAAGCGUCCGACAGGCCGAACUCGACUUAUCGGACCAAAGUGAGAGAGGCGCAAACACACCCAAAGACACCAGCCACCACCCUCACCACCAGCAGGACGGCGGAGAGCGCUGCCCCAGCUCCCAGUCCUCCUCCACCAGGAACGACGAGGACAAGUCCGGGGACGAUACCUCACAGAGGAAAAUCAGUUACAUUUCAGCCUUCAGACCCGUUGUCAAAGACGCAGAGACCAUCGCCAAACUGUACGGCAACCGGGACACCUACGGUUUGCGCCCUGGCUACUUGUCUCCGGAUUUUAUCAGCGAGAGCUCCAGCUACAGAUCAAUAUCACCGGACAGAGACAGCGUGGUGGACGACGACGAUCCGGACGUGGACGUGGAGUCCAACCGGGGACAAGACGAGGAUGAGCCGGGAAGGGACCACCAUGACUCCCCUGUGCUGGAACGGGUCUCCUCGGGUGCUGAGGAGAGUCAGGAGCAGCCCGAUGCAGCCUCCAGCCCCGCGGCAGUCGCAGCAUCACCGGAGGACUCCGCUCACACUGGGUCAUCGGACGAGGACAGACAGAUGCGUAAUGGCUCCCCUCUUCAUGAAGUGUACACUCGCGAAAGGGACGGCCACGUGCUUCUGAACGAGCCUUCCACGUUUGGGUCCAAACAAUUGAGCAGCCCUCGCAGAUCCAAUGGUGUUCACCACGUGUCUGAAAUACAGACCCAACGCUCUGCAGCGCCCUAUCAGGAGCCAAAGGACAGACAAGCCGGUGGAGCUUUACGCAUCGACAUCAGCGUGCACGAGAGAGAUCUGGAGAACAUGGCUAAAGAGGAAUUGCAGAAGCAGCUCGUGGAACAAGUGGAGCUGAGGAAGAAGUUGGAGAGAGAAUUCCAGCAUUUAAAAGAUAAUUUUCAGGAUCAAAUGAAGCGUGAGCUGUCCUACAGAGAGGAAAUGGUCCAGCAGCUGCAGAUUGUUCGAGAAGCUCACGACGCCCUUCACCAUUUCUCCUGCAAGAUGCUCACCCCUCGUCAGUGUACCGGAGCCUGUACCUUCAAACCCCCACUGCUGCCUCCCUAGUGCCUGGCACGACACAGCACCUGACCCCAGCACAGCCAAAAAUAAAUGAAAAAUAAAUUUAAAAAACAACAUGCACACACACACACACACACACACACACACACACACACACACACACACACACACACACACACACACACACAC
Molecule: messenger RNA, 2572 nt
Organism: Archocentrus centrarchus (flier cichlid)
Lineage: Eukaryota; Metazoa; Chordata; Actinopteri; Cichliformes; Cichlidae
Product: SKI family transcriptional corepressor 1 homolog-B-like
Exons: 8
Coding region: 209-2428 (739 amino acids)
Biological process (GO): negative regulation of transcription by RNA polymerase II; negative regulation of BMP signaling pathway
Cellular component (GO): transcription regulator complex; cytoplasm; nucleus
Molecular function (GO): DNA-binding transcription factor activity, RNA polymerase II-specific; RNA polymerase II cis-regulatory region sequence-specific DNA binding; SMAD binding
Source: RefSeq, a predicted model, not a curated record